Molecule: messenger RNA, 10489 nt
Organism: Varroa destructor (honeybee mite)
Lineage: Eukaryota; Metazoa; Arthropoda; Arachnida; Mesostigmata; Varroidae
Product: unconventional myosin-IXb-like
Biological process (GO): intracellular signal transduction
Cellular component (GO): actin filament; myosin complex
Molecular function (GO): microfilament motor activity; actin filament binding; ATP binding
Source: RefSeq, a predicted model, not a curated record
GGAGCGCAACAGCAUCACGGAAGGGUCUAUUGCCGUUCCGUACCGUUGUGCUGGCCGCUAGUUGAGCUGACAGCCAGCUAAUAUCAAUACUGCUUGCAGGCAGACGGACGGCAGACACAGAAACGGAGAUACACACGCACACCUGCUGCAGCUGACGGCUGGCAUUUUGCUUAGCUGAAAUUUUGUUGUUGAUCAAUUUGACUCUGUUCGUUGGCAAACCAAAUAGGGUAAAUCACGUAAUGCGGUAACGAGCCGCGGCCCUCCUGUCCGCCUCAUGUGUGCUUCACCAACCGUUCGAGUCUGCAUGUGCGAGUACGAUUUCGAGUAGUAGCUGCAGUGAUAGAGGCGGUACUUGGCGGCCUGCAUGUGCGUGUAUCAUGUGUAAGAUGUUGUUGCAAAGUCAAGUGGUAACGGCGGCGGCAGCGGCGACGACGGCGGCAGCGGCAGCGGCGGCUUGAGCGACAUGUGCUGUUAGUUUUCGGCUGCGAGCUGUCGUUGCUUGACACAGGCACUCGUACAAGCGAUCGUGCUUUCUUCAGUGCACGGCGCUGCUGAUGCUGAUUCGACCCUGAUCUGGUAGUAGCGACAGCGGUGGCCAAAAGGGACGACCACGACGGUACGAUGCCGUCGUCGAAGUGGGGGCAAGUGGCAGAAACAACAACGACGACGACGAUAACAACAACAACAGAUGGACCACGGCCACGAGCAGCGCUCCGUGGGGCCGUAGUGGAAGAACGGGUUCAUGUGAACGACGAUAACAGCUGGAUGUAGAGGAAAACAGUCAUUUCGGCAGGUCAUGUCAUGAUGCCGAAUAUACUAGGACGGGGGGAGGGAAGCACACAAAUUACAACAAAACCAGCAUCAGCUUCUGUCUCGGUAUUCAACAGGUGGUCUGACUGAUUAGCAGUGAUACAGAUGUGUUCGUUGUGCACAAUGAAGAACACAGCGUUACGGGUUAACUAAGACAUCAACAAUGAAAACGAUGACAACUAUAACUAUGGCAACAAUAGCGGCAAUGUGACGACAUUCAUAUAAAUAUUAAUCACUGCUAUUAUUAUUUUUAUUGAAAAAUAUUGGCUGGACCGGUAACGGCUACGACGGGGGUGUGACUGAUCAUGUUUCUGACUCGAGCGUCAGAUGUGUUUGCCAGUGAAUGGUAGGCCAGAUCCAAAAAGUAGAUACAAUUAACACAGAACGAACGACUGCAGGAUCAGUGCAUUGGAUACGAUGGAUCCUCGAGAUGGCUCUCGUCGACCUCGAGCAUCCAGAAUGUCUAAACCCAGAUAUGUGCUUCAGGUGCAUGUAGGUGGGUUCAGCCCGCUGUACGAAGCACUGUCUAUCGAAGCAUCAAAACAGACAACCUCGGCAGACAUACUUCAGUGUAUCUCCAAUAAACUGGGGCUCACUGCCCAGCAGUGGAAUGAUCUUGAGCUUGCGGAGGUGGUUACUAACGCUUCGGGUCAGGAGUGCAAAGAACGCCGUUUGUCGCCUGCAGAAUGCCCCGUAGCUCUUCAGCUUCUAUGGCCACAAGGGCCACAUUCAUUUGAUGGACCGCGGUAUCGAUUUGUACUCAAAGAAAAAAUUGGAUCGAACCGUUUGGUGAGUCUUUCUUGGAAACCGACUGAACCGACAGAUACGCAGCUGAUCCGGGACUAUUUUCUCCGAUUUCUAUGUCAACCGUCCGAUAAGGAGUAUGCCGAUCUGUGCCAGCUUCCAGAUCUGACAGAACAAACACUGCUCGAUAAUCUUAAAGCAAGAUUCCUAAAAGGACAUAUAUACACUUACGUGGGCUCGAUCCUGAUUGCGGUGAAUCCGUUCAAAUAUUAUCCUGUCUACAAUCCUAAAUAUGUCGGUUUAUAUCAGAAUCGGCGGCUGGGAGACCUACCCCCGCACAUAUUUGCAAUCGCGGACGCAGCGUAUCAUACCAUGCUCCAUGAACGAAGAAAUCAGUGCAUUGUCAUAUCGGGUGAGAGCGGUAGCGGAAAAACAGAGUCAACUAAUUUUUUACUACAUCAUCUGACCUCGCUUUCACAAAAGGGCUCAUAUGGACGUGGGGUAGAGCAGACGAUCCUGUCUGCAGGACCAGUGCUUGAAGCGUUCGGCAACGCUAAAACGAAGCAUAAUGAUAAUUCGUCUCGAUUCGGGAAGUUUAUUCAAGUAAACUAUCGAGAAAAUGGAAUGGUGCACGGAGCAGUCGUGCAAAAAUAUCUCCUGGAAAAGUCUCGUAUCAUUUCACAGGGCGACAAGGAGCGAAAUUACCACAUCUUCUACUAUCUGCUCCUUGGUGCUUCGGCGGAAGAAAAAGCGGAACUGCGUCUUUCGGAUCCUUCCCGAUAUCGAUACCUCGGUGGCAGUGCUGCAGGUUCUCCUGGAAGCGUAUCCGGUGCAAGCGGAGAUAACGAACAGUUUGAGUAUGCGCGUCUCAUGCAAUCCAUGGAAAUGGUCGGCUUUAGCCGAGACAAAAUGAGCAAGUCAACUCGAGUGCUAAGCGCUGUGCUGCACCUUGGAAACCUGGACUUUAGUCGAAGGUCCGGAUACCACAGUGAUGAAUCAGUGUGCGUCCUAAACCGGGACACUCUGGUAAUAAUUUCGAAUCUACUAGGAGUCCGAGUGGAAACCCUUCAUGACGCUCUUGUUACGAAACGAGCGAAGGCUCCGGGCGAAACAGUAGUGAUGAAUCAUCGCUUAUCGGAAGCGGUCGCUGCGCGCGAUGCUAUUGCCAAGUGCCUCUAUGGAGCGUUAUUCGACUGGAUUGUUAUGCAGGUGAACUACGCUCUGCUGUCUAAAAAGGAUCUAGCUGGACAACAUCGCGGUUAUUCAAUAGGAGUCCUUGAUAUCUUUGGCUUUGAGGAUUUCGGCAACCAUAACACCUUCGAGCAGUUUUGCAUCAAUUGGGCUAACGAACAUCUCCAGCAUUACUUUAACCAACAUGUCUUCAACUAUGAACAAGAAGAGUAUCUAAAAGAAGGCAUACACUGGAAAAAUAUUGAAUUCGAGGACAACAAGGAGUGCUUGGCACUGAUAGAGGGUCGUCCACACGGACUGGUUUGCCUUCUUAAUGAUCAGUGUAACUUCGGCGGAUCAACGGACCAGCAGUUGCUGCAAAAAUUCAAAGAUUUUCAUGGUCAAGGCAGAGGACAAUCAAAUGGUUUUUAUGACGAACCUCAGAAAAAAGAGAGCGCUUUCUUUGUCAAACACUAUGCCGGGAAGGUUAAGUACCAGAUUCACGAUUUCAAGGAGAAAAAUCUCGAUCAAAUGAAACCCGAUGUUGUCGCAGUUCUUAAAAGUUCACAGAUCAGUUUCGUCCGUGAGCUCGUUGGGGGUGACCCAGUGGCCCUAUAUCGGUGGCGGGUGAUCCGUGCGUUCUUCAAGUGCUUUGCCGUAUUUGUGCGUCUACGCAAAAAAUACGCCCACAAAAACCCGACUGCGAGUACCGGAGCCACAGGUCAGCUAGGAAGAUUCGGCCGGCCACGUGAAGGCAGUAUUCCCGCCGAUAGCCUCUACUACGAUAACUGGACGUAUAACAGUGCUAACGUAAAUAACAAUAAUAAUAAGGGUCUUGGUGGCCUUGAGUAUAUCCUUGGCGCGUCAGAAGCAAAAGUUCUCCAAAAGGCCAACCAGAUCAUUCAGAAGAACAAGUCAUCUCGUACGCGGAUUCGCCAUGCCCGAGGCGUAUACACUCUACAGAAUAUCAAAAUGGCUCAUUCCAAUACACAGGGUGAAUUAACGCCGUCCAAGUCAUCUGGAGCAAAGCAAAAUUUCCGUAAAAGCAAUUCAACGGUAACUUCGCAGUUCGGGGCUAGUCUUGCGAAACUUAUGGACACACUCAACCAGGCGAACCCGUUCUUCGUGAGGUGCAUUAAAAGCAAUGUCGGCAAGGUGCCAUGCAUGUUCGACGAAGCGGUCAUCUUGCAACAGCUUCGCUACACAGGGAUGCUUGAAACCGUCCGUAUCCGUCAGUCGGGCUAUUCAGUUCGCCUCACGUUCGAGGAGUUUAUUCAGAGAUAUCGGAUAUUGCUACCGAAUGGAUUACUUAGCUCCCAGAGUGAUAUUCAAAUCUUUCUGGAACGAAUGAAGCUCGACACAACCAAGUAUCAGAUGGGCAGAAGCAAGGUAUUCUUGCGCGAGUCUGAAAAGCUUAAGCUCGAUGAACAAUUGCAUCAACAUAUCUUGAGGAGGAUUGUCACCUUGCAGAGGCUGAUCAGAGCGUGGCUGCUUCGAAGGCAUUUUCAACAUCUGCGAACCUCGAUCGUCCCCCUACAGGCCUAUUGCCGGGGUUAUCUGGUUAGGCAACGAGUUGCCCGUAUGAGGACGGAACAGCGGGCGGCGAUCAUUAUUCAGCACGCGUGGUUACGCUAUCAGCGCAAUAAAGCAUACCUUCAGAUCGAACGAGUGAUUGUCAAUUUUCAGGCUGCUUGUAGGGGUUAUCUGGCCCGACUACGAUAUCAAGAGUACAUGGCAGCACAUAAAUUUCACGCGAUUGUUGCUUAUGGCACCCUGCCGUUAGAGCCUUCAAAAACAGCUGUCGUUCUACCCCAAAGAAGGCAUCAUCCUCCUCUCAGGAGGACUUCAAGGUCAAUGGAACGAGCACCCCAGCAGGGAUCUCUUGGGGGAAUAACACCAGACACGGUUCCGUCGCGAGACAGUCUGACCCGAAACCAGAGCCACCACGCACUUCCGACCAGUCCAUACCGCACCGUUGAUACGACUGCUCUUCAUGCUCAAACGAGUCCACUUCACUCUUCAAUAUCGCAACUAACCGAGCGGAUUGUCGAUAAUAGCAGCGCUAAUCAGCAACCCUCCACGCAUCUUCAACAACAGCCUCAAGAACCGCAUCUGGAAGACCACGGCAGGGAUGUGCUUCAAUUACGGAAUCAUCAACACCAUGAGCGGCACGAAAGCUCGGAGGGCCAUCCAGGUUUCCCAUCUUCAUCAUCCCCAGAGAGGAGGCCACCAAGAUCCGUUAAAAAAAAGGCACCUCUUCGUCCGUGUGUAAGCGAAACUGCUAUUGGAGUAGGCAGUGUUCGCGGCCACGGAGGCUUUCGACGAGCCAACGUUCAUCUACUGCAAAGGGUGAAGGUGCAUCCGGGCCAGGUGUGCGCAUCUUGCAAAGGACUUGGAUACGCCCACAUGGGGCAGUGUACAAGUUGCAAGCGCCUGUUUCAUUCAGAUUGUUCUGCUGGUUCUGUGCCAUGCUCCCCCGUGAAAGAUUCAAUCUCAUCGUUCCAUCCUACAAGCCACUCUAUAAAUUCGUUGACUGAUCGACCCGCCUCGCAGCGACACUCAUCCCCCUUACAUACUAGCACCGGAGAGUCAGGUCCAGGAGCGUUACUUCGCGAUCAUCGCGGAACCUCGCGUGACCGGUCACUUUUUGCCGUUCAUAAUAGACACCUUCCGGUAUCUCAGCAAAACUCAACUGGCGUGUCCGGAAGUCCCGUCAAGAGCUGGAAUCUUACGAGGACGACUCAAUUUAAAGAUCCCGGGGACGUAAUUAUCUCAGACCCCGCCGUGCUCAAAAAUCUAGAGGCGUUCCUUCUGAGGAAGUUGUGUACCCUUUCCGAAGGAAAAUACACGGCCAAAGAUUGUGAAGUCGAUCGAGUUUUCGCCUUGGCGCUGCGCGAAUUCAAAUGCAAUCUCAUUUCCACCUAUUCCACUGCCCCACAGGAUACGCAACAGUUAUGCCUUCGGUACAAGGAUCUGACGGACCAUUACGCACAGGUGGUGCGAUCCGUACUCAAAACACAAACAGCCGACGUGAAACGAAACUUUCCCACAACGAUGGCCGUAAAUGCAUUCCGAGGCUUUAUCGAUGAAUUCCGAAACAAUAACUGUCGAGCGCCACCACAGGAGCCAAACAAGGAGGUAAAGGACAAGUCUGGUGACAAGAAGGCAAAGAAGAAGGCCGCGAAAAAGCGCAAAGAUAUCAUUGAGCAUCGUGAGCAUCUGUUUCACACCCAACUGGUUCAUAUCACCACCGCUUGCGAAGUGUGCAAUCAUCCAAUCAGGCUAAUGCUCGAAAAAGGUCUGAUUUGUUCAGGUUGUAAACUGAUGUGCCACAAAAAGUGCUACACGCAAAUAAGCGCUUCAUGUCGAAAUAUGAUUUACCCGCAUCGUCAUCAUUUUGGCGUUCCUCUGGAGAUCCUUGUAGAAGAGGGCGAAGGACAGGUUCCAGUUGUGGUUGAUAUGCUGAUCAAUCAGAUUGAGCUGCGGGGCCUUUAUAGUGAGGGUCUUUAUCGUAAGGGAGGGCGUAAAGCAGAGAUAGAUCAAUUAAGGCUCAUUAUGGACGAAGAUCCGCACAGUGUAACGUUGGACAACUAUGGAAUCCACGUGCUGAGCUCCGUAUUGAAGGCAUUUUUCAGAGAUCUGCCUGAGCCGUUGAUGACGGCUGAUCUUUAUUCGAACUUUGUUUGGGCGGCAUCGAUAGUCGACAGACAAGAACGCUUACAGGCGAUCUUCCAUCAAUUGGCCCGUCUUCCUCGGCGAAACUAUGAGUUGUUCGGGCGACUAAUGUUCCAUCUAGCCCGCGUAGCUCAACACGAAGACUCAAAUCGGAUGAAAUCGGAAAAUCUCGCUAUUAUAUUUACACCGUGCAUCUUCCGUUCGAACAAUAAAAAAGAAAAGGCUCAAGAUUCAUUGGCUUCGGUGGCAAAGCAGACCGAAUGUAUUACCUUACUCAUCGAAGACCAAUUGCAGAGGUUAACUACAACACUGGCAGAGAUUGAUACACUGGACACAGCAUGUCAUACAGCUUCUACAAGACUAUCGUCUUUAAGAUCAUCACGCAUGUUUUUGGCAGAGGAAAAGAAUCGCGCUGGUCCCGAAGAUCAGUUCGAAGAAACCAUCCUUACAAAUCACAUCGAAAAUCUACAGAAAGAGAAGGCAUUGCUGACCUCGGAUCUACCGACACUACAACCGUCGCAGUCUGGUCAAGGCUCCGAUGACGAUCAGCUUUCAACAACAGAUGUUGACGAGUCGGCCGCCGGAAGCCUUGACGAUCUUCACGAAAGAGAAGCUGCUGCUGCUACUACGGUAUCACUGGGAACAGUCAGUGCUACAGGUGGACUAACCACUGAAGGAUCUCUCACAACAAAAACAUCGAGCGUCACAUCACCGCCGUCCUUGGCUGCAACAUGUUCUUCAAUGGAUAACACAGGCCACAAGCUUAGCAGUAAGAGCCGUGUAUCGACUCCAAUCAGGCGAUUACCGCACUCGUCGUCCGGAAGUCCAUCCAUAUCAGUGCAGGGGAGCAGUGAAAACCUAGACGCGUCAGAUGACUCAACGAUUUUGGUUUAGAGCCGUUCUAAGGAAGAAGGAUAUAUUCCAAAAGGCAAUGUCGAUACGAAUCAUAACCAGUAGUAAUGUCCAUCUGGAUAGAAGAGGCGGAAGGCGGCACCAGCAAUUUAAGUGACACCUGCCACCAGUGAAGUAAUUGCCAUAUAAACAAUGCAGAUGUAUACUGUUUUUGACUUUAUCAUCAUUAUCAAAUCUUAAGAGACGCAGUUUUGUCAUCACGAAGACUGAUAAGCUGUUGUUAGUUGACAAAGGAACCCAUGUUACGCGGUCAGAAAACGGGACAUAAAUAUACUAACGGUUAGCUGCUGCUGGGACAAAUACUUUGGUUAAAUGAAAUCCAUAACUUAAUACUAUAUUAUGAUAUUUUUGUAAUCUUCUUGCGCAAGACUUGGUGGACAAAAGAUGAAGAAGAGUCUGAAUGGCAGUUUCUAUCAUUGUUUACGACGACUUAUCCAUAUAAUACAACCAUUACAGCUCUAGACAUUCAAUAGCCAGUUUGAUGCGGCGGCGGUCAGGGGGCGCAGCGAUCGCAUCAUUUCUAUUUAGGUUAGGUGACCGCACAGGUAUUUUUCAACAGCUGAAGUCGCACGUCAAGUACAAAACGACACGAGCGCUCUAUAAUUUUAUUAUAGAUAAAGACCUUACUUGCGCUCCAUUUCAAGCCUUAAUAGGUAUAGGUAAAAAAUUAAUGCACAUAAUAAUAGAGUUGAGUGAUAAUGCGCCAUACUUGAUGAAGUAUAGUGGCUUUGAAAGACUUUAAAACCCGCCGUAGAAGAACCCGUCAUCGUCAACCUGCAAACACCAUAUCAGCGCAUCUAACAUGGCGCGAAGUGCACAGAUUCUUUAACGUCACGAGAGUAGACUUCAGAUAUUCUAGACCACCUUUGUAGUCAAAAGGUUCACAUCGUAUAACAGUAUUAGUGGCCUAGUAUAUAAAUUGCUUUUGCUACUGCAAAGGUUGCAAUUAGAAAGCUCUCUACCUUCCUGCCAGAGUCUACCUAAGAUUCUGGAGAAAGGAUAUAGAGGAUGUAGGAUUGAUCGUCGCGGAACCCGGAGCCCAACUCAAGUUUCCAGCCAUAUUCUGUUAGACAAGCUAGAAUAGUUCAGUUCCUGCUGGCUAAAAUUAUGUCCCAUCGUGACACGUCAUUGAGACUUUCAGGUGGGUCAAGUUCAUGCAUGAUCCCGAGGAUGGGUGAGCUUACUAAGUAUGUCACUGAACAGGGUUCCCAGAAAGUAAUAUCCUGUGCGCAGCGAAGCACUUCGGAGACGCAGACUUCGGAAUAAUAAUACUAAUCAUCAAAUAUCGAAGUUAAUUUUUGCUUUUUACAAGCAAAGUUACCAGGCUCAAUUGUUCUUCACCGCGGUAGAAACGCAUCAGAAACCGCCAAUGAGGUCGGGUUUCCCGGAGUAUGGCGUCACGUCGCUCGAAACGUGACUGUGACGACUGCUCGCGGGUUAACAAAACACAGUUAGACGAAUACGUACAUGAUUGAUGACAACUGCAUACAUCUACUUCACUAAAGACGCCGAAAGUGAUUGGAGAUUAUACGAUUCAGUAAUAUAAACUGUCUGUUGAACGACAAAGAUGUACAAAUCCUUGUAAAUGUAUAGAUUUCUAAUGUAACGUCCAUUCUAUUCGAGUAGGUUGAAACAUCUGUGGUUCAGGUACGCAGCAAAAAAAAAAGGUUUAUGUUUUGGACAAGACGUGGAACGUUUUCCUUGCAACAGUUGUCUUGUGAAAGCCGAUGUUAUGUAAGGACAUAACUGCAGUAAUAACUUUCCAGGUAAAUCUAUAUUUUUCAACAGAAGAAUCGAUUAAUCACCCAACUAUAAACCCUGAUUAUGGCUAAAAAAAAAAAAAAAAAAAAAAAAAGUUGAUCUUAUUCCACUAAAACUUACGCAGCAAUUAAAUCCUUGUCAUACACACAUAUCUCUGGCCAAUUCAAUCAAAUCAAUACACCCUAAUUGAAAAUGUACGAGCAGUGCGAGCUAUCGUUAUAAUUACUGUGCACAAUUUUUACAUCUGAUUGUUCUUUGUCUUCUCUGGGGGAUGCGCUUCCCCCGAUGAAAUUAAUAUAGAUGUAGUCCUUGGAAAAACACUAGACGACUGCCGUUGUUGUUUGUCAGAAACAGAUUGUUUGAAAAGAUACAGAGUGAUUUGUUGUUAACUUUUUUUUGUUCAAGUAUAUAAUUCCACCUGUGGUGCACAUGAUGCUCAAGCGACGCCAAGCGUGUUUCACUGAAGAUCAAACUUAAGGUCUUCCCCCCACACACACACUAUUGAUUACGUCCACUCGUGGCUGAUUCAUAGUAUUUGACAGCUUUCUCUAAUCUAAUUUCAGCUAACCAAUUGUCUCCGUAUAUCAAUAUAGAGAUUAUGAAACGGUAAUCGUUAGAUUUAUUUGGUUCGAUGCUCAAGUGUAAAUAGAAGUCCUUAGUCGUUAACACAGCAGAGCCCAUACGUGCGUUUAUGUCCCUGACGAACGGCCAAUGACAUCGAAGUAAUAAAUAACACAAUAUCAUAUUCAGCGGCAAUACCCCUGUGGAAAAGAUUUUCUGUUUCGUUUACCCGUCAAUAAAAACGAUCCCUUUUCACUCUAAGGAGGAAAAGCAAAUUUAAGUAUAUGUCAUGUUGAAUUUUAAUGAUAUUAUAUGGCGUACCCUGUGAACGGAUGUAUAGGCCUAUGUUUGAAGUGUUACCGACAAAGUCCAUAGCUUUUGGGGACGGGUAUUCCUAAGCCAUCCACUGUACAUACGCGGACCCUCAUAUAAACUCGUAUAAGUGUAGCGCUCAAGAUGGCGUAAGGUUAUUUUGAACUAAAAUAAAGCUAAAAAUAUGCGUCCAAAUCAAUGUGAUUUUGUAUUUGCUGUCAUUAAGGAUAUAGGCAAAUGGAAACGAGCGACAUCCCGCUAAGUAAACGUACGGAAUAUGCUGCCGGUAGAUCUGGACUGGAUUGUAACAGGACGUACUUGUUAUUGCCUUCUCGACUAUAACGCAAUAUAAAUAGUAAUUAUUUACGUUUUGACUCCAGCAGGGUCCCGCUCUACUGCAGAGGGUCCUGUCAAAAUGAAAAAGAGACCAUUGUAUAAGCUAGCUGGUACUUUAUUUCAGGCGAACUCUGAGAGUUAAUUUUUUUCAUUCAUUAAAGAUGUAUAGAUGCAAAUUGAAAAUCUUGUUUUUUUUUUUUUUUUUUUU